GUUACAACUUUUUUAAAUGUCUAAGGUGAUGAAAUACUAUAAAGUCGAUGAAAUACGAAGACAAAACAACUUAGAUUUGGUUUAGUCGUGAUCAGAAUGACCUAGCGAGCUAUGGCAGUGCAAAGGAGAGAGGCUGAAGACAGUGUUGUCUUUUUAACAACGAUUUUUCGCUGGUUUGGAUCGCUUUGUGCACGAUCACCAGUUGAGAUUUUAGUAAUAUGGCUAACAGCAUUUUCGUGUUUGUUGACUUUGGGCCUGUACGAUCACUCACUUGUGCCUAAAGAUUUCAACUCGUCCGUGGUUGAUGGACCAUUUAAGACUUGGGCAUUUGGAACAGCAAGCUACAUCCUCACUAUCUCAUAUUUAUACUUUCGAUGCAAGAAACUUCUCAAGGAAGAAUCAAGAGCGCUUGUAGGAAUGACAAUUAUGCAUGUUAUGGUUUCAUUGCUGAUAUUUAUCUCAACUUUGCUGGCAUUGUUUGGUAAAAGUUGGACUCACAUAAGAGAGGCACUACCUUUCUGCCUUCUCCUAAUUGACAUAAAGAAAGUGAACAUUAUUGAGAAACUGGUGCUAUCAUCAUCAUCAAUGCAUGAUGUUCAUCAUAAAAUUGCAUUGGGAUCAGCAAGAAUUGGACCAACUUUAACACUCAACACGCUUGUGGAAGUACUGGUCAUUCAUAUUGGGACCUACUCAGGGGUGGAUGCAAUCGAAAUGCUGUGUAUUUUUGGAGUAGUUGCUGUCGUAGUGAAUUAUCUUGUUUCAAUAAGUUUUGUUCCAGCAGCUUUGUCAUUAUAUGCAGAGUUGAGUCAGGUUGAUGAGAAUACUAAAAAAGCUCAAGAGGCCCACAUUGAGAUUGAUGAACCCAGUCAUGUUUCCAACCCUGUUGUACAACAAGUUAAGAUGAUUAUGUCAUUGGGUCUUUUCAUGGUCCACAUGCACCUCUACUUAUCUUCUGUGAAACAAACAAUGUCAGGCAAUAUUUUUCAGGACAGUGUCUAUGUGAAAUUCUUUGGACGUCUCAACAUGUCCACAGAACAGGUUAUAACCGUUACACUGGCGCUGAUACUGACCGCUAAAUACAUCUUCGAUAAGGACCACGUUCCUAGCAGGACAAGAACUUCGGAUGAUACAAUACUUCAUGAUACUUCGACUGAUAGUGAUUCGAAGGAUGUUACAGUGACAGAUGGUACCAUAGCUGGACGCCAAGACCAGAGUGGUGACCUGACAAACAAUGGUGGUACCACGAAUGGAGAUAUAUCUCAUAAUGGUGGUGCUAUCAUCAAUGCAAGAAAAGCAUUCUUUCAAAUUGGUGAAGGCCUGUCAGCCCUUGUGAAGUCUGUGACAAACGAUAAUUCAAAUCUCGAUGGGGACACUGAUGAAGAAAUUUUGAAAAAGAUCGAGACAAAAGCUGUUCCAGUACAUCAGCUGGAGAAGAAACUAACCGACUUAACACGAGCUGUGAGACUGCGGAGGAUUGUGGUUGAAAAGAAAUUGAAAAACGACAGGAAACUAACAAACCUCCCUUAUGAAUCGUACGACUAUUCAAAGGUGAUUGGCUCGUGUUGUGAGAAUGUCAUUGGGUACAUGCCCAUUCCAGUGGGCGUGGCCGGACCGCUUUUAUUGGAUGGUCAGAUAUAUCAUGUUCCCAUGGCGACAGUCGAAGGAUGCUUGGUUGCCAGUACCAACCGAGGAUGCAGAGCUUUAGCGUCGAGCGAUGGCGUCCGAAGCCGAGUGCUUGCCGAUGGUAUGACGCGUGGUCCUGCUGUAAGGUUCCCCUCCGCAUUACAAGCUAGUGAUCUUAAAGAAUGGCUUGCUGACGAAGAGAAUUUCAAGAGUGUUCAAAAUGCUUUUGAUUCAACCAGUAGGUUUGCGCGGCUACAAAAGAUCCAAUGCGCCAUCGCCGGCCGACUGAUGUUCCUGCGGUUCCAGGCGACAACUGGGGAUGCAAUGGGAAUGAAUAUGAUAUCAAAGGGAACUGAACGUGCGUUGAGCUACCUGCAAGAUCAUUUUCCUGAGAUGGAGAUCAUUAGUAUCAGCGGUAAUUACUGUACCGACAAGAAAGCGGCGGCUGUGAACUGGAUCGAAGGACGGGGAAAGUCUGUCGUAUGCGAAGCAAUCAUUCCCGCCAGUGUCGUUACCAGAAUUCUCAAGACCACGGUAUCCGCUCUGGUUGAUGUGAACACCAACAAGAAUCUCGUUGGUUCUGCAAUCGCCGGAAGUUUAGGCGGUUUUAAUGCGCAUGCCGCAAAUAUUGUGACCGCUGUGUUCAUAGCCACGGGACAGGAUGCAGCCCAGAAUGUUGGCAGUAGUCAGUGUAUAACGUUGAUGGAGAGAUGUGGACCAACUCAAGAAGACUUGUAUAUGAGCUGUACAAUGCCAUCAGUAGAAGUUGGGACAAUUGGUGGGGGAACAAUUUUACCACCACAAGCUGCGUGUCUUGAGAUGCUGGGAGUUGUUGGUCCUCACAGCAGUAAACCAGGAGAGAAUGCUUCCCGGUUGGCACGAGUGAUAGUCGCCACAGUUUUGGCUGGUGAAUUGUCACUACUUAGUGCCUUGGCUGCCGGACAUCUUGUCAAAAGUCACAUGACUCAUAACAGAUCAAAAGUUGACUUAAAAGAAAUGGCCAAAGCCUGUCCAUUGCCAUAGACUGAUGGAUGAUGACCAGUUUGGAAAAACUUCAAGAUUGGAGGGAUUUUUACCGAACAACUGCAAUGCCCCCAAACGUUUUUCAUUCCACACAUUGACAUGAAGAUUUAUGGCUGCUUCUACUGUAGGCAGUUUUUGGAUUGUUUCUGGGCUCCAGAUAGUGGGUUUUUAAAGUGUGGCAUUUUGAGGAGUUGGAUAUUCAUGGCCAUUUUGUGGUAGUUUGUGACCAAUGCCAAUCAAUGUUUUUUAUUUGACAAUUGGGAAUGACUCAUCUCUGUAGCUUUGAUAGCCGCAGUUUUUUGAUAUUUUUAUGAGAGUUUGAAAGAUGUAUUUAGAGUAGAAUUUUAUUAUAUUUCUA
Molecule: messenger RNA, 3004 nt
Organism: Dendronephthya gigantea
Lineage: Eukaryota; Metazoa; Cnidaria; Anthozoa; Malacalcyonacea; Nephtheidae
Product: 3-hydroxy-3-methylglutaryl-coenzyme A reductase-like
Exons: 21
Coding region: 112-2646 (844 amino acids)
Biological process (GO): isoprenoid biosynthetic process; coenzyme A metabolic process; sterol biosynthetic process
Cellular component (GO): endoplasmic reticulum membrane; peroxisomal membrane
Molecular function (GO): protein binding; hydroxymethylglutaryl-CoA reductase (NADPH) activity
Source: RefSeq, a predicted model, not a curated record